AUGUGGCUGAUUACAGCAAGACUGCACAGAUCUGUAUUUGCAGCAGGAGUGAGAGGAGCAGAACAGUCUACAGGUCACCCAGCUGCACAGAUAUCUGUUAGAACUUCUGCACAUCACCUUGCCAUCACCUUUUUUUCAAAUAUUUGCACAUUUGCAAAGAUGGAAAAGAUGUCUAGGGUGUUAUCUCUGAACCCAACUUUUAUACCUCCAACGUAUGGAGUGCUGAAAUCUCUGCUGGAGAACCCCCUGAAGCUGCCGCUACAGCACGAAGAUGCCUUCUGUAAAGAGAAAGAUAAAGAAAAGAAGCUGGAAGAUGACACCACAGGCUCAACUGUCCCACAGUCGGCUUUCUUGGGGCCGACGCUCUGGGACAAGACCUUGCCGUAUGAUGGAGAUACCUUCCAGCUGGAGUACAUGGACCUGGAAGAGUUUCUUUCUGAGAACGGUAUUCCACCUAGUCAAUCCUCACAUGAACUUAGCUCUCAUCAGCCUGGUCUCCCACAGUCACCUGCAACUUCUCCUUCCGUCAUUGAUCUGAGUAGUCGGGCGUCAACAUCCAUCCUACCAGGCUUGGUGUCCCAGAACUGCAUGCACAAUCCAGUGAGACCUGGUCAAAUUUUACCCACAAACCGCAAUACCCCAAGUCCAAUCGACCCAGAAUCCAUUCAAGUGGCAGUGGGCUAUGAACCAGACCCCGCAGAUCUUGCCCUUUCCAGUAUUCCAGGGCAAGAGAUGUUUGACCCACGAAAACACAAGUUCUCAGAGGAGGAGCUAAAGCCACAGCCAAUGAUUAAAAAGGCUCGUAAAGUCUUUAUACCUGAUGAUCUGAAGCAGGAUGAAAAAUACUGGGCAAGGCGCAAAAAGAACAACAUGGCUGCCAAGAGGUCUAGAGAUGCACGAAGGCUAAAAGAGAACCAGAUUGCCAUCCGGGCCUCAUUCCUUGAGAAGGAGAAUUCUGCCUUACGACUGGAGGUUGCUGACCUCCGGAAAGAGCUUGGCAAAUGCAAGAACAUUUUGGCAAAGUAUGAAGCCCGUCAUGGGCCUGUGUAAUCACCUCUGGCCAUGGAGAUAGAUGGACACCUUCAUACCUGCCGCGUAGCACUAAACACAAACCAAGCUAAUUCUGUUAUCAGCACUUUACUGGAUAAAGAAACAGACUUGCAAUUUCUAUUUUUUACAGUUUUUUUUUUUCAUUUCUUUAUUUGCGUUUGUCUUAGCACUUUGUAUAUUACAAAGCUCUUCAUAGAAAAGUACAAAUUAUCUUGACUGUAUAAAAAAAAAAAUUAUCUGCUGUAGAAAGUGCUUUUUUUCCAUCAUUUUUUAUUUGGAUUUAAAUUGUGGUGAUACUAGAAAAUGUUGGAGCAAGAGCUUUUAUAAUAAUCAACUUCGUACAGUAUGUAAAACUUCCUAAACACCACAGAUCAAACUAUUGUACAACACAAUCAUACUCCAUCAUUUUGUUUCUGCAUAUUAAUCACCAAAUGUCUCUCUGAUUGUCUGCAACAAACUACAUUUUUGAUAUUUUCACUUUAUUUUUUGACAGAAAUAAUUAAGAUGUACAGGAGCCCAAUGCUUAAUUAUUGCACUUUCCAUAUACCUAUAGCAAUAAUAUUUAUCACUCCACAUGCCACUUGCAUAGUCUUAACUGGCUCUAAUAACAUAUUUAUAUUAUUUUGUGGAGCUUAAGGUUGGAGUGUUCUGUUAAGUAAAUUUACACUUUGUUCUCCUUCUCAAGUUAAUUAGUAUGCACUUAUUAUUAUUUUAUUUCUAAAAUGGCUCCAUAUUGUAAUAAAGAGGGUGGUUUAAAAUGAGUUAUUGAAUCUGAACCACAUUGACCAAUGAACCACUUUCUCCUGUUGUGGUGAACAACCUAACCCUGUGCUUUGAUGUCUUGUUAAAACACCCUUUCCCCCUAAUUUCUUCAUUUUGUGAUGGAGAGUAUUUUAUGUUCUCCACAGAAAUAAUUUUAAACACAAUAGUUGACCUGGUUUUACAGGGUUUAGUAUUUUCAUUUUAUAUAUAUAUAUAUAUAUAUAUAUAUAUAUAUAUAUACACUGUAAAUGAUUGUGUUUUAACAUCUAUCAAACAUACAAGGGCUGUACAGUAUGUUUGAAGAGAUAAGCAGAUUUGGUCUUGCUCUACAAAUUGAAAUUGGCAAGGUUACCAUCUGCUUAGAACUAUACAUAAAAACUAUACAGUAUAUUAGGUUGGACAGUCUAAAAAUAGCCAAAUGCACAGCUAAAUUGUCUAUUCUCAUCCAAUUCAUUGCGUAAUGUGUUUAUAAAUACUUCUAUCAAAAAUGUAAAAUCUCUUAAUGUUUCAAACACAUUAUACAGGUUGAGUAUCCCUUAUCCAAAAUUCUAAAUCCCACAUUUUUGGGUCUCCUACUGAGAUAAUGACAUAUACAUUAAAUAUUAUGUGUAUAUAUAGAUAUAUUAUAUAGAUAUAUAAUGAAAUAUACAUAUAUAUGUGUCAUUAUCUCAGUAGGGGAACAAUUUUUUUUUCUUUUUAGAAUUUUGGAUAAGGGAUACUCAACCUGUAAUUAUACCCGUUAAUGUUUAUUUUUGAAAUAUGGGUAUUAGAAAAAAAUGCACCUGAGUCUAAGCGGUAUGGAUGCAUUAGAAAAUAGCAGUGAUAUUAAUUGUUUAAAGAGAUGUUAAAAAAAAAUGAAUAUUUAAUAGGAAACCCUGCUCCAACUUAGGGGGUAUUCAAUUAGUGCCAUUUUUUUCGACCACUCGAAAAACGGCAUUUAGUUGAAUACCCCUCUAAAGGCGGAAUCCAAUUAGCCGCGGUAACAUCUCCUUAAAUAUAAAUGUGUAUGUUGAUGACCUUCGCCAAUGUUGCCAAUACAUUUGUGUGCUAACACAUUACUUUAUAGUUAUUCCUGAUCUUUCAGUUAUUCCAUUUUAUUUCAAAAAAUGCAUAUACGCUGCUACAAAUGAAGUGCAAUGUUGCAUAUGAAUUAUUACAACACUCUUAUAAAAUGUUGCAGCUCAGAUCAAGAUGAAUUGUUCACAGUUACACCUUCCACACCAGCCUUUUUUCUUAAGUCUUGCAUUUCACGAUAUUUGCAUGUAAAGUUUUAAAUUUUUGUAACAAACUCUGUGGUUUUCUUGUGUUCAGAUAUAAUCUGUAUUUUCUUUGUGAUGUCAUUUUAAACUUGGUAGCUGUGAAAUGAUUUGCAAAAUAUGAUUAUUAUGUAAAUCGUAAGAAAAGUUAACUCUUUUCCCUUUUGUAUAUUUUGUUCUUUUGUUAAACAACUAAGCUGUAGUUUUUAAAAAUUAAAUUAAUCCAAGGACUGCAUUUCUUGAAUUCCUUAUCGACUAUUAAAAUCAAUUUUUGUAUAAUUUUUCUGCCAUUUUUCUACACUACAGCAAUACUGAAUAACAUAUUUCAUUUUGUGCUGUCCUAUUUGCAUACAGGCCAUUAGCUUGCUUUGUAGCAAAAUGAAUGUAAGAGAUGUGUAAUAUAAGGAAAUGAAUGGUGUUGUCUUAUACUGUGGUUAUCUGACUAAUAUGAGGAUUCUCCAUAGACAUUUAUAAAAUUUAUAUUAAUUGGGUGUAUAGCCCGGGGUUUGAUGUAUUUUAAAUUAUUUUGCACAGUGAAUACAAUCUAAACAUACAAGGGGAGAUGUACGAAGCCUGAAAAGUGAUA
Messenger RNA from Pseudophryne corroboree (corroboree frog), 3654 nucleotides. RefSeq names its product HLF transcription factor, PAR bZIP family member (gene HLF). Bases 1 to 1050 code for a protein of 349 amino acids. Gene Ontology annotation, cellular component: nucleus. Lineage: Eukaryota; Metazoa; Chordata; Amphibia; Anura; Myobatrachidae. Gene Ontology annotation, biological process: regulation of transcription by RNA polymerase II. The transcript is spliced from 4 exons. The record is from RefSeq and is a predicted model, not a curated record. Gene Ontology annotation, molecular function: RNA polymerase II cis-regulatory region sequence-specific DNA binding; DNA-binding transcription factor activity, RNA polymerase II-specific.